AUGUCGCUCCGCUAUGGGAGCUACGGCGGAGGCCUCAGCGGAGGCGCGGGCGGCCUCGGCGGCGCGUGCGGUGCGGGCCGCGGGUAUGGCGCCAGCGGCCUGUACGGCGCGGGCGGCGCGUACGGCGCGGGCGGCGCGCGUGGCGCGGGGGGCGCGGACUGCGGCACGGCGUGCUGCGCAAGCACCACCGCCUGCAUGGGCUGCGGCCCCGGCUGCGGCGUGGCCUGUGCCGAGGGCUCGGGCUGCGGCGGCGGCGGCACGAUUCUGAGCUACGUGGGCCCAGGGGGCGACUACGUCCAGGAGACCACGUACAAGUACGUAGGCAUGGGCGCGGGCGAGUUCGGGGCGGUCCGCAUCCCUGGGCGCGGCCCGAACUUCUGCCUGAUCUGCCUC
Molecule: messenger RNA, 393 nt
Organism: Prorocentrum cordatum
Lineage: Eukaryota; Dinophyceae; Prorocentrales; Prorocentraceae
Source: the annotation of a GenBank genome assembly